UCCAAUGCGGAGUUCACAGCAACUUGACCAACGAAACAUCAACCAUGUCCAGUCCGAUUGAAGUGCUCAUCUUUGGCGCCGGCGCCGUGGGAGCCUUCUACGGUUCCAGACUUGCACAGGCUCCCAACGUCAAGGUGUCGUGCGUCUGCCGAUCGAACUACAAGGCAGUUGCUUCCAAUGGCUUCUCGGUCAGCUCACCGCAGUACGGCGACUACAAAUGGAAGCCGACACGAGUAUUUGCGAAUCCGAAAGAGGCGGAGGCUAGUGGCGUCAAGUGGGAGUAUAUCGUCGUCAGCACAAAAGCGCUGCCAGAUGUCAGCGACGAUUCGAAGCAGCUGGAGGGACUGGUCCAUGAUAAGACGGCCGUCGUACUGAUACAGAACGGCCUCGGUGUCGAAGAUGCAUAUGCGAAACGCUUCCCCUCUGCCUCGAUACUAAGUGCCGUCACGGUCGUGUCAGCUGCACAAGAGCAACACGGCGAAAUCAAGCACAACCGCUGGACGCGCAUCAACAUCGGCCCCUACCUCCCAGACUCGGCCUCCUUGAACUCGUCCGACGCCGAACAACGGAACAACAAGUUCGCUCAACUCUUGCAGCAAGGCGGGGUGAAAGACGCGGAAGCCUACACACAUGCCAAACUCCAGCUCGUCCGAUGGCACAAGCUCGCCAUCAAUGCCAGCAUGAACCCCAGCAGCGUUCUCAGCAACGGCAGCACCAAUGCAGAGAUGGCAAAGGACGAUGAACUCUCCCGUCAUCUGGCUGGAGUCAUGGCCGAGAUACUGACGACAGCACCCAAGAUCAUUGGACACGACUUCCCGCCCGAGUUCGCCAGUGCCGACAAGUUGCUCGCCAGUACGAGAAAGAACACAUCCGGUAGCAGGCCGUCCAUGUGGCUGGACUGGGAGGCAGGCAAGAAGAUGGAACUGGAAGUCAUACUAGGCAAUCCUAUCCGCAUUGCUAGAGAGAAAGGUUAUGAGAUGCCGAGGUUACAGACCUUGUAUGCAUUGCUGAAGAUGGCUCAAACGAACAGGGACAAGCAACAGGCCAAGGCAAAGUUGUAAGAGUUGAAUUUGAUUGUAGAUAAAUCAUUUUAUCCUCGUGAGACUAUUGUGCAACUCUUUUGUGAUGCG
Aureobasidium pullulans EXF-150 is the source of this 1130-nucleotide messenger RNA. RefSeq names its product 2-dehydropantoate 2-reductase. Gene Ontology annotation, molecular function: 2-dehydropantoate 2-reductase activity. The transcript has a single exon. Lineage: Eukaryota; Fungi; Ascomycota; Dothideomycetes; Dothideales; Saccotheciaceae. The record is from RefSeq and is a predicted model, not a curated record. Gene Ontology annotation, biological process: pantothenate biosynthetic process. Gene Ontology annotation, cellular component: cytoplasm. The coding region runs from base 45 to 1061 and encodes 338 amino acids.